Molecule: messenger RNA, 972 nt
Organism: Nylanderia fulva
Lineage: Eukaryota; Metazoa; Arthropoda; Insecta; Hymenoptera; Formicidae
Source: RefSeq, a predicted model, not a curated record
AUGCCCCGUCUGCCACGCGCAAAUCCAGAGUUGAUCACCUUAAGUAAACAGCAAAGUAGCAAAAUCCCGCCCGCAGGCAAACGUGAACUUAAAGAGGCCCAGGUUGAGGUCGUUCAGCCCGGCUCGACGAUCAACGUCAACAGGACGUAUCAACAAGCCCCCCAACAAGGAGGGUGGGUGCAGUGGUGCAGUGGUUGCCGGAGGGCCAGCGAGCUUGGGGUGGCCUCGUCCACAGGCGCCUUGGCACCGAGUGCACCGGGCCCCGGGGCUGCGGUGGUGGGUUGCCUGGUUGGGGUGUACCCGUGUUCUCCCUCCUCCACGGGGCCCAGGGGCCCCUUAAGUCAUCAUCUUCAGGCUAUUCCGAACCAACAACAGCCGAUCGGCUGCCGUGCCUGUUGCUGCGUGCAUAGCAAUCACCAGCCAACUUCGGUCCAACUUACCAGUCAGCGGGGCGGUCUAUCGCUGAGGGUAGCGAGGGUGGCGUCCACCACCUCCGUCCGAGCCGCCCCCUACGCCCAUCCCCAGCACCAGGGGCUGGGGCAGGAGUGCAGGUGUAGGGAGGAGACGGGGGCAUUGGGUGGAGGUGGUGCGCACAUCCUCGGCAGCCCGAUGCUGUUCGUCCCGUUCACGGUACCCACCUUCCCUGCGACGCAUCAUCAGACGACUCAUCCUGCGCAUCAGUCACAUCAUCAACAACUGCAGGCCAACACUCAAAAUCCGGUGCAGCAGCCGCAGCAGCUCUCGCAGCUGAAUCAGCUGAGUCAUCUGAACCAUCAGGGCAUCGUGCCGGCGACGACCAAUCAGCCGACUAUACACAGCACCAGCUGUUCGCCGCAGCAGCAAGCAACAACACCGAAUAAGGAGAUGAAAGUUAACUGGGCGACGUCGCCGGGUAACCAACCAAAGCAGGACACGAGCAGUAAGUACACCCACUUUUCAGAUUUUCAUCUUUACACGGAAAAAAAUAUUUAG